Messenger RNA from Penicillium macrosclerotiorum, 378 nucleotides. RefSeq lists its product as uncharacterized. The coding region runs from base 1 to 378 and encodes 125 amino acids. The transcript has a single exon. NCBI's taxonomy places the organism in Eukaryota, Fungi, Ascomycota, Eurotiomycetes, Eurotiales, Aspergillaceae. The record is from RefSeq and is a predicted model, not a curated record.
AUGUCGAAACAAAUUCCUGCCAGCGAAUAUGAAGCAGUCGUUGCAACAGUGAACCUUUUCAUCGAGGGCAUGAAAAAGUCGGACUAUUCCAUUCUCUCUAAAGCCUUUCGUGACACGGCGCGAGUUUACGCACAUAUCUAUGGAACUUGGACAGAAGCCAACAAGGACCUCCUGAAUGAGAUGUUAAAGAGCUACCCGAAGCUUCCGAACUUCAACCACAACCUGAGCGUGAUCAGCAUGUCACCGACUGUGGCUGUCGUCAGAAUUGAGAUGGACUACGAGGAUACUUUCAAUCCAUACACAGAUUUCAUGACGGUGGCCAAGGUGGAAGGAAAAUGGCAGAUUGUGACAAAGGUUUCAUGCGAGUACGAGCGAUGA